AUGUCCAGACAAUUCGUGCCUCCGCUGUCCACCACCCCAAUGGGAUCGGAAGAGGACUUCUACCAAUACUCUCAUGUCCAUGAACGAGAAUCUCUGGCUAUCAACGCCGGCCCUGGCCGAGUGGUGUACGACUAUUCUUCGUCAGAUGACGAAUAUCACGCUGACAACAUUCAGCAAUCGGUGGACCCUGAAUACCACACUCCAGUGUCUCCAUUCACCGAUACACCCAAGCUCAAAAGCGCCACCGACGACACCCGCAAAUACAAAUCGUUGCUGCACAUCUUUUUGGCGGUGUCCAUCUUGUCAGCCGUGAUUGUCAUGUGCAUCGAAGCAUACAUGUAUGUCACCAUUAACGUCAACAGAGAUGACUUUGAAUCCGACAUGAAGUACUCGGAGAUCUCCAUCUACUUGGCGCUUUUCAUCUUUGCUAGUGUGUAUCAAAUUGUCAUCACCAUUAUUGGUCUCCGUACGAAAAACAUGAUGCUUCUAUCGAUGCUUUGUGUGUUCUACGUCUGUAUGUUGGUGUACACCGGUCUCCAAUACAAGGAAAUUUCUCACGACAGCGUGAUUAAGGGCCACUCGAAUUGGCCCCACGCCGUCUCCAUCACCAACAUAGUGGCUAUUUGCGUGUUGGGAGUAACAUUGGUUAUUCAAGGUGUGCUCGUGUUGUUUCUCAAGAGCAGUGUGAAAUGGUUCCGUUUCAAGAAGAUAGGUGCAAGUUUCGAAAUCAAGCGUCUCUACACUAUCUUCCAGAUCCAUCGAUCGCUUUUAGUGUUUGAUCUUUUCUUCUUUUUGGGCUUCACCGUACAGUUCUUGGUGAUUAUGGUGGGAGACAAACUGUCUGUGGAGUUCAUUCUCACGUGCUGUGUUCUUCCCUUGACGAUUCUUGUGCUUUUCUUCUGUGACUACGCAGCCACCAGAGAGUAUCUCUGGCUUUCCGUGGUCACUUUGUUGUGCUUAGUUGGAGGGGCCGUGUAUGUGCUCUUCAAGACGAUCCGUUUGUUCACCAAGUACACUUCCGCAUACAAUCUCUCAAUUGGAAAUCCUGGAUCAUAUUUUCCAGGAAGAACGUCGCUUGUUUCAUUUGCGAUCAUCACGUUGAUUUUUUUGGUGUUCACAAUUGUCUUGGAGAUUGUCGUUGUGUGCAAUUACAACAAGGGACUUUUACCAUUUGUGAACACAUACUACAGCAGAUUGCCUGGUGCAGAUAAGCACAGUCACCAAUCUCGUCCGGCAGAAACUUUGAUUGACGAGCCGGAGAAAUCCAGUGAUGCGUCCAUGCUUAUUGAUUAG
Messenger RNA from Sungouiella intermedia, 1293 nucleotides. The record is from the annotation of a GenBank genome assembly. NCBI's taxonomy places the organism in Eukaryota, Fungi, Ascomycota, Pichiomycetes, Serinales, Metschnikowiaceae.